GAAAUUUUUAUGCAAGAAUUUUUAAAGUGAUGUGAAAAUGGCCAGCAAGACACAACAUGUUCAAAAAUUUAUAAACUUUAUCAACCAACAAUUCGAGAUACUUAAGGCACAGAGGGAGUCCAUACUAGAGAAUGUAGAUGAAUCUAUCAAAAAGGUAUGUGGUUUUAUUGAUUUAAGCAUUUUGAUAAUAACUGUUCAAAGCUGAGAAAUUAUUUUGUUUCCAUGAAACGUGUAUCCCAGUGGUUCUCAACCUGUGGGUCGCGACCCCUUUUUAGCGUUGAACGAUCCAUUCCCAGGGGUCAUCUAAGACCAUCUGAAAACACAUAUGUUUUAACGUUAUGAAGUGGCUACUAAAAUAAUUCUGUGGCUGGGUUUCGCCACCACAUGAGGAACUGUAUGGAACGUGUCGGGGCUUUGGGAGGGUUGCGAACCACUGGUGUAUGCCAAUGUAUUGACUAGAUUUGUGCCCGAAUUAAGUUUACCAACAUUAUUUCCAUACCGGUAGAAAGAUUUCGAAAAAAUCGAAAUUCAAAAUAAAAGUUUUCCCGGUACCCUCGAUAAUAUUUUGUUAAUUUUAUGUAUUAUUAAAAUACUAUCAGCAUAUUUUUCGUUCAGAUCACGGGAUGUCGUUCUGCGUCUAAAUUUGUCAGUGAGUGAUAUUGCUUUUUCCUUCAGUUACUUCCCCGUACAUCCCACCAAUUUUACUCAGCCAAUAAUGACGUAUGAGCUAUGACGUAGUACCGUAGCGGUGUGUUUGGAAAAAUAAAACGCGGUAAAAAGAGUGUGCAACUCUUGUGAGGAAAAAGAGGCCAUUUUUUAACACGAGUGAUUUCUAUUAUUGUUGAGUUGAGUUCCUCUUCGUAUGGUGAACAAGAUUAUCCUUUUCUUUUUCUUUAAAGGCAAAUUAUUACCGGUUUGUCAUUAUUGUAGGCAGUAUAAUCUUUACAUAAUUAAAGAAUACUGAUUAUUCAAACCAUCUCUCGUUUUUUUUUGUUUUUUUUUUUUAAUGAAACCGGUUAAUGCACACAUCAACCUUCUAGGGGCUAGGAGAAGGCAAAGGAGAAAGAGUUCUAGACUCUGAAAUUUUUUAUAUGGCCGUGCGGCUCGGACCUACUCUCAGACGACUAUCCUCCACAGGAAAAAUACAUACAACAUGCAUUGGGCACUUUAAUAGUAUGUUAAUAAAACAUCAGUAAAUUUGAGUUCAUUCAGUACAAGAUACCUAGUGAAAAAGACGUACCUGUCAAAAAAAAUAUUUUUUUAAAAUUAUUUCUCGCUAUGCUCACACUUCUCAUUUUUAUUAUUAAUAUUCGCCCUUUGUAUAUUCAACUUGAGUAGUUGCUUGACUUGAAUUGAAUAGUUGCCUUGACUUGAGCAGCUGCCUUGACGUGAGCAGCUGCCUUGACGUGAGUAGUUACCUUGACUUGAGUAGUUGCCUUGACUUGAGCAGCUGCCUUGACGUGAGUAGUUGCCUUGACUUGAGUAGUUGCCCUGAGCUGUAUUUUGUUUGCAGUGAUCAAUUCGUCAGCCUCACUCUCUCGUCCUAGCCUAUUUGAUCCAACGGCAAGAACUACACGCCUUGAAAUAGACCAGAACGCAGUAGAUGACCAUUAGUAUUUUUGUUUGUGUGUCUCAUGACGCUCUUUAGGCGUUCUACGUCACGGGGUCUUGUAGAAAUUGUGAUUAUGUCACUAUCAUGCCGCAUACGGGACACAUUCUCCGGGCUUGGUUUUGGAGAUUCCUUCUCUCAGAUGAGUUGCCAUCCAAGGUUAACGCGUUCCACCCACCAAUGUGCUGGUGUUGUAUUUUGCUUGUUUAGACUUUUGCCAGGGAUUGAACUCAGUUUAUACCUCUCGGCCACCUAGCAUCCCUUUUAAAUUACAAAACAAACAAACAACACAAUUAGAGCCCACAGCUCAUUUCUGGGUUUUGCCAAUUUCUCUGUUUGUCUCUGCAUACCAAUUAUUUACAAUUUCAAUGAAUUAUAGUAUAAUUUACUUAUUUUUGAAGAUCAAAUCAGUAUUUAUAAGAAAUAUAUGGAGAUAUUUUUUAGAAGUGUUGCAUAUGUAAAACAUUAAUAGCAAGUAAAUUUGAAUGUCUUCGUGAAUUUCGUGUCCAGGUACAUAGUGAGGUAGAUGCCUGGGUCAGUGCAGGACUUGUCAAUCAAACAACAUGUGUCCGGUUGAACAACAGAAUUCAACAAGUUAUAGCUUUGUUUAUGGCUAAGUCUAUUGAACUUUCAGGUAUAUUAAAAAAACUUCCAUCUUUGUUGGCAAAUAUACUCAUGAAUUUCUAGGAAAAAAUUUAAACAGUUUAAAAAUCUCCAUUUUUCAGUGAACUUUCUUUAUUUUAUUUAUAAAAAAUUGUAACAUUUAUUCAAAUUAAAAAAAGAAAAUUAAAAAUUAAGUUCAUAUGAAUGAAAUAAUUUUUAAAUGAAAUAUUUCUUGUUCUAAUAAUCUUUAAAAAAAUAUUAUAACAAGGUGUUGAUUCAAUUCAACAUAAUGUUUAUUUCUGCAAAAUUUCAUUUUUCAAUAAAUGUUAUUAUUUUUUAUAUUAUUAUUUCUAUGAUUUCUUAAGAUCUAGAGAUUAACGAAAAUGAAAGCGAUCACAACCAAACGUCUUCGGCACAUGGAAAUGAUUCUACAUUUCCCAAAACCAGUUACACAAGGGGAAAAGUCCAAGAGAGAACGAUCCUGAGUAACGAGGAAACAGGACAAACAUCGAGUAAAACAUUUUAAUGAGAACUAUUUCGUUUCUCAUAUUAUUAUUAUUUUUUGUUUUGCAUACUAAUUUAUUUAAUGAUCUGAUAGUUUCAGCAAUGAAACUCUAAUUCAUUUGACAAGAUGCAGAGCAAUAAUGUGUUGGAAAGGAAAUCGUUUUUCUUUGUUUGGGAUAAUUUUUUUUUCUUUUUUUUUUGUGUGUAAACGGCUCAUUAAUUUAUAAUAAUAUAAGUCGUUAACGAGGGAGUUCAUUUACAUCCAAAUCUUUAGUAAUUAUGUUUGAAACAUCAUUCAAUAUAUUUCAAUAUCUAUUUCGAAACAGGUAAUGAUACUCCUUAUAUUACCCCUACAAAAUUUGCAAUACUAGAGGAAGCUGUAUUCUCACUUAAAAGGACAACAGAACAAAUUCAAGAAAAACAAGAAAAUUUUGACAAAAAACUGGAAGUAUUAACGAACGAAAAUUCAAAAUCUGAUGAAAAUAUUCAAGGAAGACUUACAGUACUUGAGAAAAAAAGCCAAUGCAUUACCUCAAAUGGUGAUAUUUUGUUUAAAAAUAUAACAAAUGUUGAUGACAAGUUAAACAGAUUAGAAGAUAAAAAUAAGUCUGUCAAUAUCUCAAUGAAUGAACUCAAUAAACAGAUCAGCUCUGCUAGAACUUGUAGCAAUGACGCCCUUAUGUCUAUACAAGAUUUGUCAAAGAGC
Lymnaea stagnalis (great pond snail) is the source of this 3422-nucleotide messenger RNA. NCBI's taxonomy places the organism in Eukaryota, Metazoa, Mollusca, Gastropoda, Lymnaeidae. The record is from the annotation of a GenBank genome assembly.